Messenger RNA from Durusdinium trenchii, 2013 nucleotides. NCBI's taxonomy places the organism in Eukaryota, Dinophyceae, Suessiales, Symbiodiniaceae. The record is from the annotation of a GenBank genome assembly.
AUGGCAGUCUCAAGAGGAAUGCAUUGGAAUGUGCAUGAAUCGCUGAAUCGCCGUGACAUUGGGCGUGUCCUUCGUCUCGCGCGCUGCUGCCUGGUGACCUUGAUCGCCUGGCAGCUGAACUUUCUUUUUCGAGGCCAUGUGGGACAGGUGUUCGGACGAUGCAAGCCACGUACGACGAUGCUCUGCUACAAGGAGCUUCCUCUGCUGGAUGAAGAGAGCAACUCGCUCUUCCUGCUACUGCGAGGAAUGACCACUGUGAGUUUCUGCCGGCCAAGCCCACCGCCGCUGCGGUGGCUCCAGCGGCGUUUGACCGCCGUGGUGGAGAAAAACCCUUGGCUUGGAGGGAAACUGCGUCGAGUGGAGGAGUCGGUGAGGCUGUGCUUUUCGGAGGAGGUCCUUGAUGAGCGAAACCUGGCGUUGUCAGUGGAGGUCGUGGAGCCCAUGAACAUCACUUCCAGCACUCCCUACGAGGUCAUCAGCCAGCGGAUCAGUGGAUCUCCAGCUGAAGUGAGGUCAGGGCUGGUGUGCCUGGAGAACUCCAGCGAGCCCUUGCUCCGUGGGCAGUCCGCCGCUCGGUUUGGGAGGUCCCGACAAUUGGAAGAACUCGAGUUCCUCCGCAAGGUGGCUGCACGGGCAGUGCAGGAGUUUGGUGGGCCACGAAAGAUUGACGCUCUGGUGCUCGCAGGGUCGGCGAACAUGAAAUUCAAACUCGUGGCGGAGUUACCUCCUCCCUUGCGACGCAACAUCGCUGGCGUUUUGACCCUGAACUGCAAUGCUGGCUGGAAUGGACUUGAAAAAGUGGUGGCACAAAUUCCUGGGGUCAUGAAGAAGCAGGCCGAGAUGUCAGCCAACAGCCUAGCAGGUGAAUUCUUGAGAUGCGUCCAGGACAGAAAGGAUGCUGAACUGCUUUGCUAUGGCGAGGCUGAAACAGCUAAAGCAUUCGAGCUGGGUGCGGUCAAACUGCUAGUGGUCAGUGACAUGCAUACCAACUUGCAGCGGUGGUUGACUAUGGCCUCUUCCCAUGGGGUAGACGCCAGAUCCAUAGCGGCCUCCACACCAUCUACCUCCCAAUUUUGCGAAGGUUACCAAAUUGGAGCGUUUUUGAGGUGGCCAGCGCAGCUGUCACCGGAAGAGGAUUGCACGCAGUUUGACUCUGAUUGUGAGGUCCACUCCGAUUCUGAAGCUAGUACAGCAGCUCCCAGCAUGUCUGAAGCCCUUCCUUGGCUUCAGCAUGCUUUGCUUCUAGCUGGCCAUGACGAGGCUUCGGCCGAAGCACUUGCAAUUGGAGUGGACCUGGUUCUUUCGCACGACAUGGGAACUCCGGAAGAGCGCUUCAAUGAUGCCUUGGAGCUCUUGCAGGGGGCAGAUGUUCCGAAUGCUGGUGCAGAGAAGAAGUUCUGCAUUUGGAAGCUGUCGACACUUUGUGAGAUGGUCCAGAGAGAUGGCAAGCUGAACGAGUUCGCACUCGUGGUCUCGAUCUCGCACAUCAUCGCAGAUGGGCACACGUACUACAAACUCUUCAGUAUGCUGACCCAGGACAUCCCAGUGGUCUCCUUGAAUCCUUCACGGAAGCUUCACUUCCACCGACAACGCCUGGCUGCUGUCGGUGAGAGCGAAUACGACUUCAUCUACUCGCCUGGGUAUGUUUUGAACUGCCUGGGCAGCAAGGUUCUCUAUGGCCGGCCCAGGUGCCGAGCGUAUUUGGUGGAUGCUCAAAAGAUGAACGAUGUCAAGGUCCGGGAAGCGGAGACACACCACGAUCUGUCCUUUGUCUCAACGAACGAUGUGCUAACCUCCGUCUUCGCACGCCUCAUUGCUGCACGAGUUUGCUCCAUGGCGGUGAACUUCCGACAUCGCCUGCCAGGGAUUCUGGAGGAGGAUGCAGGAAACUACCAGGCGAGCAGUCCUCAGGGUUCUCCAGGUUCCAAGUCACCUAGCGGAGCAAAGGGAAGCACUGAUUCUCGGGCUCCAUCAAGGUGUCAUGGAGCACCAAAGAAGACGUAUUUUCUUUAG